GUUUAGAACGCAGGCGCCGUCUUGGAAGAAAGGCUCCUGGUGCUGGGCCGCGUUCCGGCGGACGGAGGCGGUUUUGACCGUUGGAACUUGCGAAUGGUGUAGGGCUCAGGCGACGUCCAGGCUCCAGAGGCGAGAGAGGGUUAGCUCAGCGCUGGACUCCGUGGGCACCUCAGCGGCUGGGUCCUCCUCCUCGGAGAGGUUUUUAUUUAGCAGUUAGAAAUGGAGUCGGCAUAUCUUCAAAAGAACCUUGGGACGUGUCUAACUCAAGGUCUUGCAGAAGUGGCAAGGAUGCGCCCAGUGGAUCCAAUAGAAUACUUAGCAUUGUGGAUUUACAAGUAUAAGAACAAUGUGACCGUGGAGCAACAAAGACAAGAGGAAAGGGCCCAGUUGGAGCAUGAAAGAGAAUUAGCUGUGAUGGAGCAGGAAAUGAUGGAGAGACUUAAAGCAGAGGAGCUCCUGUUUCAGCAGCAACAGCUGGCAUUCCAGCUGGAGUUGGAAAUGCAAGAAAAAGAGAGACAGAGAAUAGAAGAACUGCAGAGAGCUCAAGAGCAAUUUGAGAAGGAGUUGAGAAUGAAUAUGGAAAAUAUAGCUAAGGGUGAAGAUAUUUCACAUGGAGAGGAUGGAGCCGACUCAGGCAGAACACUAGCUGAAAUUAGUGAUCGAUAUGGAGCGCCGAACUUGAGCAGAGUGGAAGAACUUGAUGAACCGAUGCUAUCUGAUGUUGCAUUAAACAUUGAUCAAGAUUUGUAGGAUCAACCAACCAAAGAACAAUAAAAUUUUCUUCUUCUUUCAAGUUUCAAAAUAG
Molecule: messenger RNA, 805 nt
Organism: Mesoplodon densirostris (Blainville's beaked whale)
Lineage: Eukaryota; Metazoa; Chordata; Mammalia; Artiodactyla; Ziphiidae
Gene: DYDC1
Product: DPY30 domain containing 1
Exons: 7
Coding region: 220-750 (176 amino acids)
Cellular component (GO): Set1C/COMPASS complex
Source: RefSeq, a predicted model, not a curated record